Messenger RNA from Centrocercus urophasianus (Greater sage-grouse), 3188 nucleotides. It is a transcript of the gene CNNM4, whose product is annotated as cyclin and CBS domain divalent metal cation transport mediator 4. The transcript has 7 exons. Gene Ontology annotation, molecular function: sodium ion transmembrane transporter activity; magnesium ion transmembrane transporter activity. Gene Ontology annotation, cellular component: plasma membrane. The coding region runs from base 1 to 2361 and encodes 786 amino acids. The record is from RefSeq and is a predicted model, not a curated record. Lineage: Eukaryota; Metazoa; Chordata; Aves; Galliformes; Phasianidae. Gene Ontology annotation, biological process: magnesium ion homeostasis; magnesium ion transport.
AUGGCGGCGGGCGGCGGGCGGCGGCGCGGCGGCAGCCGGGGCUUUGGGGCAACCCGCAGCUCAGCAGCGUCGCCGCCUCCGCUCCUCCCUCCCCUCCUCCUCCUCCUCGCCCUUCCCGGAGGCACCGCGGUGUGCGGCGGCGGGGAAAGCGUGAUCCUGGGCAUGAGGUUGGAGGAGAGCACCAAACCGGCGGCUCCUACGAGAGGCCCGAUCCGCGUAACGGAGGGCAGCGAGCUGCUGCUUCGCCUUUACGGCUGGGGGCUGGGACCGGGCACCGGGCAACGCGUGGCUUUCGCCGAGCUCCGCCCGGCCGGCAACGCCUCGACGCCCAACGGGACGUGCCCGGAGCGCUCGCAGGACCUGGUGGUGCAGGGCCUGGUGGGUUCCGAGGCUGCUGGAGGCUCUCAGGACACCUCGGCUCUGCUCCGAGUCCGGGUGCAGCCCCUGCGUAAGGACGAGCAGGCCAAGACUUACGUGCUGUGCACGCAGAGAAAGCCCGGCUUGCCUUGGUUGCCUCACCAAGGAGCCGACGGCCACAUCGUGGUGGUGGAGGAGAAGAAAUCCCUGCUGCCCCUUUGGCUGCAGGUGAUCCUCAUCGUGGGGCUGUUGGUGCUGUCGGGGAUUUUCAGCGGGCUCAACCUCGGUUUGAUGGCGUUGGAUCCCAUGGAGCUGCGCAUCGUGCAGAACUGCGGCACCGACAAGGAGAAACGUUACGCCAAAAAGAUCGAACCCAUCCGGAGGAAAGGGAAUUACCUGCUGUGCUCGCUGCUGCUGGGCAACGUGUUGGUCAACACCACGCUCACCAUCCUCCUGGAUGACCUCAUCGGUUCGGGCAUCGGCGCCGUGGUGGCUUCCACCAUUGGCAUUGUCAUCUUUGGGGAGAUCGUCCCCCAGGCGCUGUGCUCGCGGCACGGUUUGGCCGUGGGUGCCAACACCAUCGUGGUCACCAAAUUCUUCAUGCUGGUGACGUUUCCUCUCUCCUACCCCAUCAGCAAGCUGCUGGAUUUCAUCCUGGGCCAGGAGAUCGGCACCGUGUACAACCGGGAGAAGCUGGUGGAGAUGCUGAAGGUGACGGAGCCUUAUAAUGAUUUGGUGAGGGAGGAGCUCAAUAUGAUCCAAGGGGCCCUGGAGCUGCGCACCAAAACGGUGGAGGACGUGAUGACCCCGCUGCAGAACUGCUUCAUGAUCAGCAGCGACGCCAUCCUGGACUUCAACACCAUGUCUGAGAUCAUGGAGAGCGGCUUCACCCGCAUCCCUGUGUACGAGGAGGAGCGAUCCAACAUCAUGGACAUCCUCUACGUGAAAGACCUGGCCUUCGUCGACCCCGACGACUGCACGCCCCUCAAAACCAUCACCAAGUUCUACAACCACCCCGUCCACGUUGUUUUCCACGACACCAAGCUGGACGCCAUGCUGGAGGAGUUCAAGAAGGGGAAAUCGCACCUGGCCAUCGUGCAGAAGGUGAACAACGAGGGUGAGGGGGAUCCCUUCUACGAGGUGCUGGGGCUGGUGACGCUGGAGGACGUCAUCGAGGAGAUCAUCAAGUCGGAGAUCCUGGACGAGUCGGAUGCUUUUGCAGCCGAUGAAAACCGCAGCAAGAAGCGGACGGGCAACCAGAAGGGCAAGAGGGAUUUCUCAGCCUUCAAGGACCCCGUCAAUGAGCAGAAGGUGAAGGUUUCCCCGCAGCUGCUGCUGGCUGCUCACCGCUUCCUCUCCACGGAGGUGACGCUCUUCACACCCAACUUCAUCUCUGAGAAGAUCCUGCUGAGGCUGCUCAAGUAUUCCGACGUCAUCCAGGAGCUGAAGUUUGACGAGGAGAACAAGAAGUCCCCGCACCACUUCCUCUACACCAAGAACAAGGCUGCCGACUACUUCAUCCUCAUCCUGCAGGGCAAGGUGGAGGUGGAGGCUGGGAAGGAAUGCAUGAAGUUUGAAGCAGGAGCCUUCUCCUACUACGGGGUGAUGGCCAUCAGUCCACCUCCUGUAUCGGAGACCCGCUCCCCAUCCCACGUCAGCGGCCUCAACCGCUCGGCCUCGCUCAGCUGCCACGAACGCUCCGACUCCGUUUCAUCCCCGGUUGGUGGCAGCAACAACCAGCUCAGCGCCGUCGCCCCCUACGUGGCCGACUUCAGCGUCCGUGCGCUCACCGACCUGCAGUUCGUUAAGAUCACGCGGCAGGAAUACCAGAACGGUCUCACCACGUCACGCAUGGACAGUUGUCCCCAAUCUCCGGACAGCGGCGCUCCCAAAACCGAUCUGCAGGAGAAAACAGAGCCGGCAGAUGAAACCACCAGCCUGCUGAACGAGAGGAACUGCCUGGGCCGCCGCAGCACCCACGGCCCCAUCGAGAACUCCAUCUGAGCCGCCCGCGGGCCGGGGAUGCGCUGGGAGCCGCACACGGUUCCGAUGGGAGCGGCGGAGGAGGGACAGCCCGGCCCGGUGCUGCUGCUGCUCGGGGACGGCAGGACGCAGAGGCGGAGGGCCCCCCGUUGUGGCUGAAGCCUCCGCUCGGUGCAGCUCAGGGAGUUCAGGUCCCGCAGGCCGGGCCUCCUCCUGCCAAAACCAGGCCCAGGCCCACCGCCGCCAUCUUCUCCUUCCCUUUCCCUCCUCUUCCCCCCCCCACCCCGAGCCCCGCCAUGAAUGAUGGAAGCGAUGCAGAGGAGGGGGUGAUGAUGUGACUCAGGGAGUGCCGCAGCCCCGGGGUGGGGGCUCGGGGGGGCACACAGCUAGCGACCAAAGGACGGCGAGGGGGCAGCCCCUCCGUUGGGGGUUUCUUUGACCCCCCUCCCCCCCAUCACUGGUCCCCACCCCCACAAAGCACAAUCCCCCGGUGAUCACCGUUAAGUUAUUGGGAGAAGGGGAAUUAAUUGCGUUAAUCAUGUCGCGACGAUCAGGGCCUGGUUCUGCUGCGGGGAGACGCUAGGAAUAAUAAUAAUUAAUAAUAAUGAACCACGGUGAAAACCCUUUUUUUUAUUAAAUCUUCCUCUAUGCAAACCCAUUUCCCCCCUCCCCCCUCAACCCCCAGCUCAAGAAUCUGUAUUUAUUUUCGCAUCAGGUUUGAUUUGUAUAUUUGGGGAAGGGAUGCUGGGCCCUGCGCGGCCCCACGCCCCUCCCCUCCGGGUUGUGGAACGGAUUAUGGAACUUUAUUUUAUUUUUUGCCGGUUGGUUAAUAAAAUUCUCUAUCUUUG